AGUUUGAUGGCUCCUACUAAAUGAAUGCAGUGGGAAUGGAUGAGGAAGACACACUGCUGGUCAGACAGUGCGCACGGCUGACCUCCGCACACAUUAUCAGUUUAUAAGGAUUUUAUCAUCACAUUUUUACUUCAGAGAAUUUCUGUCUGUUUGGUUUUUCUUUGCAGGGAUACGUGUUGGGUGAUCUCCCUAACUGUAUUUGUUAUUGUAGGACACGAGUGUGGACACAGCAUGCUGUCGUCCCUGAAGACCCUGCUGCUGCUCUCGGUCCUGUGCACGCCGACCUCCAGCCUGUGCCUCCGCCUCUACAACUCCCGCUCCGACCUGCUGUGCGACGACCAGAUGGCCGUCGGGGUCCGGAGCGAGGAGGACGAGCCGGGUUACUCCCCCGUGGGCGGCUGGGGGUCCCUGCUGCAGUCCGCGGAGUAUCUCUCCUCAUCCUCCACCUCUUCUUCUGCAGAGUCCAGCCGGGAAAAAAGGACUUCAAGUCCCGCAAACUACCGCUUCAUGAGCCGGACGAAGCUCAGAGGGCUGAUGGCCCGCAACAGCAGCAAAGGGGACCGGAGGAGCAGGCUGACCCUGUCCCUGGACGUCCCGACCAACAUCAUGAACGUCCUCUUUGAUGUCGCCAAGGCCAAAAAGAUGCGAGCCAAGGCGGCGGAGAACGCGCUCCUGCUGGCUAAGAUUGGAAGGAGAAAGUGAACAUGUUGAACAACUUAGAUCUUAACAGCCAUGACCCGUGUUGGCCUCCACCGUUACUCAAAUGUAAUGAAUUCUUAUUCACUAGUGGGCUACUCCUUUUGAUUUGUUGCUCCAGGGGAAUAUUGUUUUAUUUCAAAUCACGUUACAGGUAAAAUAAGCAUUUAUAAUAUAAUUAAGUUGCUCUCAUGUGAAAGGUUCUUAGAAAGUCUCUUAUCUAUUAUUAUUAUUAUUAUUAUUAUUAUUAUUAUUAUUAUUUUUGUAUUUGCUUCAAUAAAAAUACUGGGGAAACUUGGGACAAUGCAUGAUGUAAACGUAUGAAGCUUUUUGACUAAAAGUUGGAUGAUGAUUUUAGAUUGUUUUUUUUGUAGUACAACUCAGCUUCAUGAUUCAGCUUCACAAAUUGAUUUUCUCUUAAGUUAACUUUUAAAGUUUGUUAUGUUAGAGUUUUGAUUGAAAUCAUGCCUUUGUGGUGAGAAUGAUCCAUGUGUUUCUUAUCAGAAAUGUUGUAGCAACAUCUUAAAUCAAGACAUAAUAAGGUCAAAAGCAAUGAAGACAAAGUUAUUUUACUUGUACCAAGAUGAUUGGUCAUUUCAGGCAUGAAAAUGUGAGACAUGUUUUGCAUUGGAAACAGUUGAAAUUGUGUCACACUUUGCUCCCUUCCAAUCUGAAAAGAAGAUGUUGAGAUUCAUGGACUUUUACAUUUUCACUUCAAGCAGGACAGCCCUUCGAUUUUCUUUAUCCGUAAAAUGAAUGUUUAAUGUGGUUAGUUUGCCCCAGAGUCAUACAUUUUUAAAUGUUGGACUAAACAAGAAGAACAAAGCAGUAGAGGUCAUCAAAUCUUAUGUCGUUAGGAAAAGACCAAUGAAAGGUUUUGUAAUUAUGUUGCAUAAUCAUAACAUUUGAUAUUAUUAUGUUUUUUUUUCUCUUUGCUGCUAUAUUUAUUUAGGGGCUUUGCUGUUUAGAAGUUCACAUGGAAGCCGAUAAUGAUUUCAGAUUGUAAUGUGAAACAUCAACAAAAACACAACACUGAACACUGAUUCUGAAAUAUUGUACAACCAACUGUAAGAUCAUGAAAUACAGUAAAAUGCAAGUGCAUGAGAAUGUAUGUGUUCAUCAGAUGUCUGUUAUUUUUAUACUCAAAAUAAAGGAUUAUUUUUCCUCAAAUAAAGCAGAUGUAAAUAA
Molecule: messenger RNA, 1884 nt
Organism: Perca fluviatilis (European perch)
Lineage: Eukaryota; Metazoa; Chordata; Actinopteri; Perciformes; Percidae
Gene: ucn3l
Product: urocortin 3, like
Exons: 2
Coding region: 232-702 (156 amino acids)
Biological process (GO): hormone-mediated signaling pathway; digestion; cellular response to nutrient levels
Cellular component (GO): extracellular region
Molecular function (GO): hormone activity; corticotropin-releasing hormone receptor 2 binding
Source: RefSeq, a predicted model, not a curated record